AGACACCAGGACUGACGAGGAAGAAAGGAGCAGCUUCUUCUCUCCCAGUGUUUCCUCCACACAUGAAGGUAGAAAGUGUCUGUAAGUCGACCUGAAGUGAGUUCAGCAGGUGUGGGCUCUGCUAUGGAUCAGUGUGAGGACAGAGAGGAGGGAGUCCCUCCCUCUAAAAGCACUCUGUGUGGGGAACAUGACACAAGGACCAAAGCUCAGAGGAGGAAAAAACCUGAACCCAGCUGUGUGUCCAUGAAGAGUGACCGAUCUAUGGAUCAUCCUAUAGAGUUCAAAGAUGGCCGCCACUCUGUUGAUCAAAGGAGGAAAAAACCUGAACCCAGCUGUGUGUCCAUGAAGAGUGAUCGUUCUAUGGGUCGUCGUAUAGAGUUCAAAGAUGGCCGCCACUCUGUUGAUCAAAGAGUGGACCAGGAGAGCUCAGAGGUUCCCAGUGGUCAGUCUGCCCAGCAGCAUCAAACACACCUGGACUCCAUAUUUAUGCUGCUGGAGGAGAACAUUGUCACUUUUGUGAAGAACGAGCUGAAGAAGAUCCAGAAGGUUCUGAGUCCAGAUUACCCAGAAUGCUCAGAGAGUCAGAGGGAGGAUGAGGAGGUGUUGGAUGGUGAGGAUGAAGAGCAGAGGAGGAGCAGCAGAGAGGCAUUUCUGAAGAUCACAGUGCACUUCCUGAGGAGAAUGAAGCAGGAGGAGCUGGUUGACUGUCUACAGAGCAGAACUUUUGCUCCAGCGUGCCGACGUGAACUUAAAUCUAAGCUGAAGAAGAAGUUCCAGUGUGUGUUUGAGGGGAUUGCUAAAGCAGGAAACCCAACCCUUCUGAACCAGAUCUACACAGAGCUCUACAUCACAGAGGGAGGGACUGCAGAGGUCAAUGAUGAACAUGAGGUCAGACAGAUUGAAACAGCAUCCAGGAAACCAGACAGACCAGAAACAACAAUCAGACAAGAAGACAUCUUUAAAGCCUCACCUGGAAGAGAUGAACCAAUCAGAACAGUGAUGACAAAGGGAGUGGCUGGCAUUGGGAAAACAGUCUUAACACAGAAGUUCACUCUGGACUGGGCUGAAGGCAAAGCCAACAAGGACAUACAGUUCACAUUUCCAUUCACCUUCAGAGAGCUGAAUGUGCUGAAAGAGAAAAAGUACAGCUUGGUGGAACUUGUUCAUCACUUCUUUACUGAAACCAAAGAAGCAGGAAUCUGCAGGUUUGAAGAGUUCCAGGUUGUGUUCAUCUUUGACGGUCUGGAUGAGUGUCGACUUCCUCUGGACUUCCACAACACUGAGAUCCUGACUGAUGUUACAGAGUCCACCUCAGUGGAUGUGCUGCUGACAAACCUCAUCAGGGGGAAACUGCUUCCCUCUGCUCGCCUCUGGAUAACCACACGACCUGCAGCAGCCAAUCAGAUCCCUCCUGGGUGUGUUGACAUUGUGACAGAGGUCAGAGGGUUCACUGACCCACAGAAGGAGGACUACUUCAGGAAGAGGUUCAGAGAUCAGGAGCAGGCCAGUAGAAUCAUCUCCCACAUCAAAACAUCACGAAGCGUCCACAUCAUGUGCCACAUCCCAGUCUUCUGCUGGAUCACUGCUACAGUUCUGGAGGAUGUGUUGAAGACCAGAGAGGGAGGAGAGCUGCCCAAGACCCUGACUGAGAUGUUCAUCCACUUCUUGGUGGUUCAGUCUAAAUUGAAGACCAUCAAGUAUGACGGAGGAGCUGAGACAGAUCCACACUGGAGUCCAGAGAGCAGGAAGAUGAUUGAGUCUCUGGGAAAACUGGCUUUUGAGCAGCUGCAGAAAGGCAACCUGAUCUUCUAUGAAUCAGACCUGACAGAGUGUGGCAUCGAUAUCAGAGCAGCCUCAGUGUACUCAGGAGUGUUCACACAGAUCUUUAAAGAGGAGAAAGGACUGUACCAGGACAAGGUCUUCUGCUUCGUCCAUCUGAGUGUGCAGGAGUUUCUGGCUGCUCUUCAUGUCCAUCUGACAUUCAUCAACUCUGGAGUCAAUCUGCUGGCAGAACAACAAACAACACCCUGGUGGUUUAAAUUAAUUAAAGACAAAGAGAAUCUAAAACAUCUCCACCAGACUGCUGUGGACAAGGCCUUAGAGAGUCAACAAGGACAUCUGGACUUGUUCCUCCGCUUCCUCUUGGGUCUUUCACUGCUGACCAAUCAGAAUCUCCUACGAGGUCUGCUGACACAGACAGGAAGUAGCUCACAGACCAAUCAGCAAACAGUCCAGUACAUCACGAAGAUGAUCAGUGAGAAUCUCUCUGCAGAGAGAAGCAUCAAUCUGUUCCACUGUCUGAAUGAACUGAAUGAUCGUUCUCUAGUGGAUCAGAUCCAACAGUCCCUGAGUUCAGGACGACUCUCCAAAAAUAAACUGUCUCCUGCUCAGUGGUCAGCUCUGGUCUUCAUCUUACUGUCAUCAGAAAAAGAUCUGGACGUGUUUGACCUGAAGAAAUACUCUGCUUCAGAGAAGGCUCUUCUGAGGCUGCUGCCAGUGGUCAAAGCCUCCAACAAAGCUCUACUGAGUGGCUGUAACCUCUCAGAGAGAAGCUGUGAAGCUCUGUCCUCAGUUCUCAGCUCCCAGUCCUCUAGUCUGAGAGAGCUGGACCUGAGUAACAACAACCUGCAGGAUUCAGGACUGAAGCUGCUUUCUGUUGGACUGAAGAGUCCACACUGUAAACUCGAAACUCUCAGGCUGUCAGGCUGUCUGAUCACAGAGGAAGGUUGUGCUUCUCUGUCCUCAGUUCUCAGCUCCCAGUCCUCUGGUCUGAGAGAGCUGGACCUGAGUGACAACAACCUGCAGGAUUCAGGACUGAAGCUGCUUUCUGUUGGACUGAAGAGUCCACACUGUAAACUGGAAACUCUCAGACUGAGUGGCUGUAACCUCUCAGAGAGAAGCUGUGAAGCUCUGUCCUCAGUUCUCAGCUCCCAGUCCUCUAGUCUGAGAGAGCUGGACCUGAGUAACAACAACCUGCAGGAUUCAGGACUGAAGCUUCUUUCUUUUGGACUGGAGAGUCCACACUGUAAACUGGAAACUCUCAGGCUAUCAGGCUGUCUGAUCACAGAGGAAGGUUGUGCUUCUCUGGUCUCAGCUCUGAGCUCCAACCCCUCCCAUCUGAGAGAGCUGGACCUGAGUUACAAUCAUCCAGGAGACUCAGCAACAAAGCUGUCUGCUGCACUGGAGGAUCCACACUGGAGACUGGACACUCUCAGACUGAGUGGCUGUAACCUCUCAGAGAGAAGCUGUGAAGCUCUGUCCUCAGUUCUCAGCUCCCAGUCCUCUAGUCUGAGAGAGCUGGACCUGAGUAACAACAACCUGCAGGAUUCAGGACUGAAGCUGCUUUCUGUUGGACUGAAGAGUCCACACUGUAAACUGGAAACUCUCAGGCUGUCAGGCUGUCUGAUCACAGAGGAAGGUUGUGCUUCUCUGGUCUCAGCUCUGAGCUCCAACCCCUCCCAUCUGAGAGAGCUGGACCUGAGUAACAACAACCUGCAGGAUUCAGGACUGAAGCUGCUUUCUGAGGGACUGAAGAGUCCACACUGUAAACUGGAAACUCUCAGGCUGUCAGGCUGUCUGAUCACAGAGGAAGGUUGUGCUUCUCUGGUCUCAGCUCUGAGCUCCAACCCCUCCCAUCUGAGAGAGCUGGACCUGAGUUACAAUCAUCCAGGAGACUCAGUAACAAAGCUGUCUGCUGCACUGGAGGAUCCACACUGGAGACUGGACACUCUCAGGGUGGAGCCUGCUGGAGUCCGAUGGUUGAGACCAGGUCUGAGGAAGUAUUCCUGUGAACUCACAGUCGACACAAACACAGUGAGCAGAAACAUCAAACUGUCUGACAACAACAGGAAGAUGAUUCAUGUGAAGGAGGUUCAGUUAUAUCCUGAUCAUCCAGACAGAUUUGACUUCUGGCGUCAGCUGCUGUGUAGAAAUGGUCUGACUGGUCGCUGUUACUGGGAGGUCGAGUGGAGAGGAAGAGUUUAUAUAUCAGUGAGUUACAGAGGAAUCAGCAGGAGAGGAAACAGUGAAGACUGUGUGUUUGGAUACAAUGAUCAGUCCUGGAGUCUGUUCUGCUCUGAUGAUGGUUACUAUGUCUAUCACAAUAACAUAAAAACAUCCAUCUCCUCCUCCUCCUCCUCCUCUGGUAGAGUAGCAGUGUAUGUGGACUGUCCUGCUGGCACUCUGUCCUUCUACACAGUCUCCUCUGACACACUGAUCCACCUCCACACCUUCAACACCACAUUCACUGAACCUCUUUAUCCUGGGUUCGGGUUCGGGUUCUGGUCUGGUUCCUCAGUGUCUCUGUGUCCUCUGUAGGAGGGAGAGAGAAACUUUCUCACUGCUGACCAGAUAGUUCAGUCUGUACAGGAUCACACACAGCUGAUGUUAGUUAGUACCAACCUGAUGUGUUUACUGUAAUAGAGGAGGAAGAGGAGGCUGAAGGAAGAGAAGAGCAAAGGAUGCUGGGAUGAAGGGAUCAUGUGUGAGGGUAAUGUGCAGCCUGCAGACGUAGAGAUGAAAGAAAUGAUAGAAAGAAUUGAUCUUCUUCUAUAACUCUGAGAAAAAUGAACAUUUUUAGGAUCAAAUGUGGCUGCUUGUUUUUCAAAUCUUCUUUUUGAAAGCACAGUUAGAGGGAAAGUGUUUUUAUGACUCAAAUAUUAAAGUGUGAACAAAUAUUCAACUUUGAGUCUAAAACUGAACUUUGUUGCCUUAAAACUUUUGUUUCUGUGAAGAACAAAUGCUAAUGUUAGCUUGUCAGCAGCUGCAGGUGUUUGCCCUCGCUCCCCGACUAACGUUACUACCGUUACUAACGUUACCGACCCGCCGCUACCAAACAAAGACACAUACUCUCCACUAGAGCCGCUGACUGCUCGCUCAACGUCCCAAACAGAGAAGAUCACAACAAUAGCAUUUCUUCAUAAACCACCCUUGUUCGUCUUCAUACAAUAUGUUGGGAAGUUGCAGUAAAUAUCAAUACAAUAUGUUCUAUAUCCCUUUGUGUUGUGUCUCUCCUUCGUCUGUUAAGAUAACUGAACAUGUUGUGAGUCUCGAGGCAUUGUCAGCCUUUAUAUCUCAUUUGUAAAUGCUUAAUAAGCCAUAGAUAGUGCUCACUUUAGAUCAGCUCGUGCAAAAUACUUAAUUAAGGAGUAGUAAGUGCUUUGUAACUGUGAAUUCCUGCAUUAAUCACUGUUUAUAGGCCAUCAUUAGAAAAUGAAUUUGUUGUGAGUUUUAUAGAACAUCUGCUAACACAGUCACUAAUCAUUAAUACAUGUCUGAAUAGUGGAUGUGCAAGUGCAUGCAGAAAUGUACAGUACAAUGGAGAGUAAAACAUUUAUAACUGUGAUUAUAAACCACAUAGUAAUGACUAUUUACAGCAGAAUCAUGCUUUAUAAAUGAUGGAUUCAGUAUUUACUAAUCCAUAACUAAUGUGCUUAUCAAUGAUGAAUAAAACAUGUAUAACUGUGUUUAUAAACUACA
Messenger RNA from Dicentrarchus labrax (European seabass), 5478 nucleotides. RefSeq names its product NACHT, LRR and PYD domains-containing protein 12-like. The record is from RefSeq and is a predicted model, not a curated record. Gene Ontology annotation, molecular function: protein binding. Lineage: Eukaryota; Metazoa; Chordata; Actinopteri; Moronidae. The coding region runs from base 124 to 4317 and encodes 1397 amino acids. The transcript has 16 exons.